CCUUUCACACUCUCUUUCGUAUCUCUUCCUUAAAGCCCCUCUAUCUGGCCCCUUCGAAAGCUUCACAGAUCUUGUAUGUUUUAAUUUCUUGAUGUAUACGUUUCUCUGAAUGUGUAAAUUUUUGCACGAACCACAAAGUUACGAUAAAACAGGGGUUUUUCGAUGGUUUAAAACCCUUCCUUUAGCACCAGAGUUUUAUCCAACCCUUGAAGAGUUUAAAGAUCCAUUUGGCUUGCCCAUUAGAGUGGGGGAGAAAGAAUGUUCUUUCUACAUGAGAACUGGUUCAUGCAAGUACAGGGAAAGCUACAGGUUUCGUCAUCCGGAUCCUACAGCAGCGGGAGGAGGUGACACUACUUUACCAGGUAGGCGUAGUUCUUCAGCAAGAACAAUAAUAAUCAUUCUGAAGAAAAUGUUAAUACAUUAUCUUCGAAUGGUAUUUACAGUGGAGCCUAAAGACUUUAAGUUAAUAUAUAUUUAAAUAACCGUGAUCCCUGGGAGCCACCAUUGUGGAUGAACUUAAAGGAAGACUCACCCCGACUCCUCCCGCAUGAUUAAACAUUCUUGGUGAACCACAUUUGUUGAUGACGGUGAUGAUGUAAUAACAUCAUAUAAGCUAGAUAUCGAUUGAGCGGGAACAGUUCCUGUACGAGUGGCCGCAAUGAUUGAUGGCUCAGUGUGGCAGAAGAGCCACUCAAUGGUCUCCCCAUGCGUAAAUGACUUAGGGCCAGAGUGUCUGCUCGCACUUCAGCCGUUAUGGAACUUGUAAGUUUGGGUCGUCCUGUAAGUACGAUCAUUCAGUUGGUGGCACUGCACCUUCUCAGAUGGGGCUGAUCACGGAAGAUUCACAAGAAGGCUGAAUGAGUCCCUUCCUUCUGAUACAUCCAUUUGAACAGACUAUGUGCACCUUUAUCACCUUCUAACCCAUUCAUAUCUGUCGAACUUACCUUCACAGCAUUUACUUGUGGGAGCAGAACUGAAUGCGAUUGAUCUUCAUGUUCCAAGAUUACAUUGUCAGAAGAAGCAUCACGUGUCUGAUCCUGAUCCUGAUUAAUUGGUGAUAAGACUUUGCCAAAGUCAUCGUCAAUACUGCCCUUGUAUUUUAUUCCUCAAUACAUAGUGAUUACAAAUACUUGAAAACUUUUUGUACUCGGAAGACUUUUGAAGGAUGGUGUGAUGUUUUCCACGUAUCAAGACUAUGGUUGCAGAAUAAUCGGAUGGUUUGUGAUAAUAGUAUAAAGUGACAUAUAUGUAAUUGCCAAAAACAUACUUAACAAACCAAUUCUCUAAUUUGUAUUUCUAAUUUAAGGUUAACUUCAAGAUUAAAACUUUGUGCAUUUUAUGUGGGGAAGCACUUAUAAACUUCUUCCAGGUCAUAGCAUUUUCUUAUAUAGAUAUAGAAUACCAAAUUUUAAUCACUGUAUAAGCUGUUACAUAUUAGUCUUCUUCAAUUUAGAAGGGUUUUAGCGUGAAUAACUGCAGUGAGUUAUGCUACUCUUGCUAAGAAGACUACGGUCAUGUCUCCGGAAGUAAUUGUUAAUGCUGGCAUUCCAUGUUACAGGUUGGUCCAAAAUCCGGGAGAAUUUGUCUUCACCUUUCCAAGGGCUUACCACUCAGGAUUCAGUCAUGGAUUCACUUGUUCGGAAGUUUCAAAUAUCGCAACUCCUGAAUGGUUGCAGUUCGCAGGAGAAGAUGAAAUUCGCCGGGCAGCAGUAAACUAUCCUCCAUUAGUUUCCCACAUCCAAUUGCUCAAUGAUCUUGCACCAUCAUUCUCUUCAGCGUGGUUCACUCUACAUGAAUUACAAAAUGUCGAAAAGUAUCAUAAUGAAAAGUCAUAUGCGAUAUGAACAUACAUACACUGUAUUCAUGUAUAUUAAAAACACCUUCUGUUAACUUUAACGGUACCUGUUAAAGUCAAAUACAUUGUUAACGGCGUUGAAAUGUUUUUUAUGGUUAAUCUCGUGAUUGAAAGUUUUUAGAUGCUUUAUUAUUUGAAUGAAAUUUUUUUUGACUCGGUUGGCCAACUGAAAGUUUUGAUCCAGUAGAGUGAUGAAAUAGAGCAUUAACCCGUAAUUUUACAUUCUCAGGGUACCAGUGAGCAUUGGACGAAGAAGUGAAGGGGAUUGCCCGGUAAAGAGGCUUUUUCUGCAACACGUGACGCAUAAUACCAACCUGCUGCAUACUCUUGGGAAAAGAUCUCCCACUAUACUUCGUCCCUGUGAUUUUAUCAGGAGAAAUUUUCCUGAAUUGCAUAAUGGUGCUAAUAUUCCCUUAUUAGCAAAAAAUUAAUUCUUCGUGCACUGCGACUUCUCAGAACCAUAACUUUUACACUCAAGAAAAAUGGACUUUUUUCAUGCUUAGCUUGUGGGGUUUUAUGUUUUUCUUGUGCUGCAAUCAUAGAACCUGCUGAAGUGGGAAAGCAUAAUCUUGUCAGCUGAUUAAGGCAAUAUCAGAGGUAGUGGUGUUGUUUCGGUCGUUGCUGCUAGUAAUUGGUGGUCUCGUUCCCCAGGAUAUGCUAACAAUGUUGUGCUGGAUUCCGGCUUAGGGCGGAUGGAAGAAUACAUCUUCACUUGCUCUUAUAGCUUUGACCUAUGAGGAUGCUUCCGACUCUGAAAGUGAACUGAGAGAAGUUUCUGGAUGAAACAAAAGUAAUGGCUGAUGAACUAGUACGCCACUAAAGAAGAUAAGGAGAGAAUCAAGUAAGCUUUAGAUAGUGAAGGGUCCAUCCAUGGGAAUGUUGACUGGGCUAAAAAUCUGGGGGCCGAUCUUUCUUACAGUACCCUACCUAAGUCCAACAUUAAAGAGGAAGGCUAUAUAUGGAUGAUCUUGAGCCGACCAAAAGAAGCAAAGAUAAACGUAUUAUACAAUAAAAGAGGACUUUCAAAAAUAAGCUCAAGGUAAAGCCAAUCCAGGAUGAGACACCUCUGCCUGAACACAAACAUGACUAGGGCACUAAAAAGCUAGAUGUCAAUAUUGAAUAUAAGUUGGAAGGUGCCCGAGCACUAGACUCCGGCCAAGAACUGAAAAGCAGACUCCAAAGGACCCCUGGACUUGUCGGGGAGAAACCCGAAGCAAAAAGUGCAUUGAUGAAGCAAACAUCCAGUAUAGAAGAACAAAAACAGCUUCUGGGAUCCAGGCUUCAGCUGGAAAAAGGUCCAGAAAAUCAGAGGUAGAGCAUUCUUGUGACAUUGAGGGCUGCCUGAUGAAAUUUGGCUCCAAAAAAGAGUUGGGGCUCCAUAAGAAAAAUAUUUGCUCAGUGAAGGGGUGCGGAAAGAAGUUGGCGUCACACAAGUAUCUGAUGGUGCACAAUCAGGAAGUGCAUCGUGAGGAUCGUCCCCUACAAUGCACUUGGGAAGGCUACACCUGGACAUUUAAAUGGGCUUGGGCUCGGACAGAACAUAUCGAGUUCAUACAGGUGUCCGUCCAUAUACCUGUGCUGAGACUGGCUGGCAAAACAUUUCGUUUUGUCAGAUUUCAGUCGCCAUAAGAGGAAGACCGGACACUCAAGGUAGCUAGAAGAAUGAGGACCGAAAGGCAUGAAGAAACAGAGAAACGAAGCGAGUUAACAUUAUCUAAGAACCUCGAUGCUCAUGUGCAGAGGUUGGUGUAGUUUCUAGUUUAACAUGUCCUUGGAAUGUCUUUGAUAUUAUAGUUGAUUUAGCCUUCUUAAUUUAGGAAACAGACUUAUCAGCCACAUUGAAAUGUGCACAAUGUUGUCUUACAUUAGAUGGUCGAAAUUUACGUAUAACUCUGGAGUACUGUAGUUCUCAUAUCUUGAUAUAUCAAAAAUAUGUAUUUAACUUUA
Molecule: messenger RNA, 3802 nt
Organism: Daucus carota subsp. sativus
Lineage: Eukaryota; Viridiplantae; Streptophyta; Magnoliopsida; Apiales; Apiaceae
Product: lysine-specific demethylase REF6-like
Exons: 6
Coding region: 1515-1844 (109 amino acids)
Biological process (GO): regulation of gene expression; chromatin remodeling
Cellular component (GO): chromatin; nucleus
Molecular function (GO): histone H3K4me/H3K4me2/H3K4me3 demethylase activity
Source: RefSeq, a predicted model, not a curated record